Messenger RNA from Monopterus albus (swamp eel), 345 nucleotides. RefSeq names its product protein transport protein Sec16A-like. The annotation marks the transcript as partial. The record is from RefSeq and is a predicted model, not a curated record. The transcript has 3 exons. NCBI's taxonomy places the organism in Eukaryota, Metazoa, Chordata, Actinopteri, Synbranchiformes, Synbranchidae.
AGGCUCUCUCAUUACAUGAGGCUAAACAAAGGUGCUCUACAGGAUCCAGGACGGCGAUCUCGCACCACCUCCGAGUCUUCCACUCACUCUGGAGGAAGAGAACGCAGUAACUCGGCCAUCAAGCAGGUCUCUCCACCUCCGCCUUCAAUUCCUGAACAACCCCACAAAGAAGAGGCCAAGAAAGUCAAGAAAGACUCCCCGAAAAAGAGCGGUGGUGGUGGCUGGCUGAACUGGCUCUAUAGGAAGGGGAGAAAUGAGGCUCACUUGCCAGAUGACAAAAACAAAUCAAUUGUGUGGGAUGAACAGAAACAGAGAUGGGUCGACUUGAACGAGCCUGAAGAGGAG